Chinchilla lanigera (long-tailed chinchilla) is the source of this 2299-nucleotide messenger RNA. It is a transcript of the gene Idua, whose product is annotated as iduronidase, alpha-L-. Gene Ontology annotation, biological process: carbohydrate metabolic process. NCBI's taxonomy places the organism in Eukaryota, Metazoa, Chordata, Mammalia, Rodentia, Chinchillidae. Gene Ontology annotation, molecular function: L-iduronidase activity. The record is from RefSeq and is a predicted model, not a curated record.
CUGCCCAUGCCCAGUGGCCACUGGACUCCUUGUCCCUGCACCUUGACAACAGCCCACGCAGGAAGCAACUCCGACGCGGACUGAGUCUCCCCACACCCAGCCCAUCCAGCCUGCCAAGCCCAGCGCAAGUGCAGGCCCCGCUUGGUCAGCUCUCCCCACUCCCACGUGCCCCAAACCGGCCUCUGGGUCCAGCAGGGCCGAGGCCACCACCGGCCUGCGGAUCGGCCUCUUGGCGCACGGCCAAGCAGGGAUCCCCGCAGGCCCGAGGUCCCAGUUUGCUCCCAGUGGACGCGGGCAGCCGAGGUCAGGGCGGGGCGCGGGAGCCCAGGCCUCACCCCGCCUGGCAUCACGUGGGCGCCACCGGAGGCGGAACUGGGCUGCGGCCGAGACCCGCGGCACGCGCCGGGCCAUCCGACCCCCCACUGCCACACGACCAAGCUGACCAGUAUGACCUCAGCUGGGACCAGCAGCUCAACCUCGCCUAUGUGGGCGCCGUUCCCCACGGUGGCAUCCAACAGGUUCGGACACACUGGCUGCUGGACCUCAUCACAGCCAGGGAGGCCACCGGGCAGGGCCUAAGGUACAAUUUCACCCACCUGGACGCCUAUCUGGACCUCCUCAAGGAGAACCAGCUCCUCCCUGGGUUCGAGCUGAUGGGCAGCCCCUCUGGACACUUCACGGACUUCGAAGACAAGCAGCAGGUGUUUGAGUGGAAGGACCUGGUCUCCACCCUGGCCCGGGGAUACAUCGGCAGGUACGGACUGGCGCAGGUCUCCAAGUGGAACUUUGAGACGUGGAACGAGCCGGACCACCAUGACUUUGACAACGUGUCCAUGACCCAGCAAGGCUUUCUUAAUUACUACGAUGCCUGCUCUGAGGGUCUCCGUGCUGUCAGCCCCAAGCUGCGGCUGGGUGGCCCUGGCGACUCCUUCCAUGAGCCUCCAAGGUCCCCACUCAGUUGGGGCCUCCUGCGGCACUGUGCCCGUGGCACCAACUUCUUCACUGGCGAGCGGGGUGUGCGGCUGGACUUCAUCUCCCUGCACAGGAAGGGCGCAGGCAGCUCGAUCGCCAUCUUGGAGCAGGAAGCCGUGGUUCUAGGCCAGAUCCAGAGGCUGUUCCCCGAGUUCAAGGACACCCCCAUUUACAAUGAUGAGGGGGACCCGCUGGUGGGCUGGUCGCUGCCGCAGCCCUGGAGGGCAGACGUGACCUAUGCGGCUUUGGUGGUGAAGGUCAUUGUCCAGCACCAGAACCUUCUGGUUGUCAACGCCAGCGCUUCGGCCUACAGGCUCCUGAGCAACGACAACGCCUUUCUGAGCUACCACCCACACCCGUUCUCGCAGCGCACGCUGACCGCGCGCUUCCAGGUCAACAACACCCGGCCGCCGCACGUGCAGCUGCUGCGCAAGCCCGUGCUCACAGCCAUGGGUCUGCUGGCCCUGCUGGACGGAGAACAGCUGUGGGCAGAGGUAUCGCGGGCCGGCGCGGUGCUGGACAGCAACCAUACGGUGGGUGUCCUGGCCAGCGCCCACCGUCCCCAGGGCCCCCGCGACGCCUGGCGCGCCACGGUGCUGGUCUACGCGAGCGACGACACCCGCGCGCACCCGGGCCGCAGCGUGCCGGUGACUGUGCGCCUGCUCGGGGUCCCCGCGGGCCCGGGGCUCGUCUACACCAUGCGCUAUCUGGACAACCGGCUCUGCAGCCCCCAGCGCGAGUGGCGGCGCGCGGGCAGCCCCGCCUUCCCCUCGGCGGCUGAGUUCCGGCGCAUGCGCGCCGCGGAGGACCCGGUGGCCUCUGCGCCGAGACCCUUCCCCGCCAGCGGCCGCCUGACGCUGCGCCCUGAGCUCGCGCUGCCCUCGCUGCUGCUGGUGCACGUGUGCGCGCGGCCCUCGGGGCCGCCGGGCCAGGUGACCCGGCUCCGUGUGCUGCCCCUGACCCGAGGGCAGCUGGUUCUGGUCUGGUCUGAUGAGCGAGUAGGCACCAAGUGCCUGUGGACUUACGAGGUCCAGUUCUCCCUGGACGGCAAGGUGUACACCUCGGUCAGCAGAAAGCCGUCCACCUUCAACCUCUUCGUGUUCAGCCCAGACCCCGCUGUCGUCUCUGGCUCCUACCGAGUUCGAGCACUGGACUACUGGGCCCGGCCAGGCCCCUUCUCUGACCCCGUGCCAUACCUGGAGGUCCCUGCUUCCUGAGGGCCACCUGGCCUCCAGGCUGACCAGUCAGCAGCCAAGUUGGGCCGCUGACCACCGGCCAGUCAGUUGUUGGCUUCUUCUGUGCCUCUAAAGUGCCUUGCUGCCCAUCA